AUGAAUUUCUUCAAACCCAAACAAGCUGCAACUUCUCCUCCGCCACCGCCGAACCACCUUCUUCACCAAGCCUUCACUUCCCUUCAAACCCAUGUCUCCAAUUUCCUCGAAAACCUUCCUACUCCCCCUCCUAUUAAAUCCCCUCCUUGGGCCAGAAUUUCGAACCAGAAUAAUGGUGUAAACAGCACCGGCUUCUUUUCUCCUAACAGUAAUAAGAAUUCUAGUGGUACCACAAGAAGUAAAAGUUAUGCUAUGACUGCAGAUGCCAUCGAGGAGAGGCUGGCUGGAGUGCCAGUAUAUGCACUGACCAACGGUUCGCAGGAAUUCGUGUUAGUCUCGGGUGUAAAUACGGGGAAAAAUCUCGGACUGUUUUGCUUCAGUGAAGCUGAUGCUGAAACCCUUCUUAACCAGAUGAAGUCCAUGGAUUCAUCCAUGCGCUCUGGCUCUCAAGUUGUUGCUGUCGCACUUAGCAAGAUUUUUCAGCUCAAAGUUGAUGGAGUGGCUUUACGCUUGGUUCCGGAGGCUGCUCAGAUACGAAAUGCAGUAAUGGAGAGGAAGAAGGCUGGUGUUCUUGAUGAGAGCUUUUCUGGGGUUCCAGUUUUCCAGUCUAAGAGCUUGAUUCUGAGAAGCCAAAACAAGAGAUACCGUCCGGUAUUUUUCAGAAAGGAGGACCUAGAAAAAUCCCUUUCAAGAGCUUCACGUCAACAGCACAGGCUGGAUCCUUCUUUAAGGGAAGGGGAUAUUCAGGUUGCUGUCCUUGAGGACAUAAUACAAGGGAUGAAGGAUAAUUCAUCAUCGACUUGGGAUGAUGUUGUUUUCGUCCCUCCCGGUUUUGAUGUCUCGACUGACCAAUCUAAGUAA
Fraxinus pennsylvanica is the source of this 861-nucleotide messenger RNA. Lineage: Eukaryota; Viridiplantae; Streptophyta; Magnoliopsida; Lamiales; Oleaceae. The record is from the annotation of a GenBank genome assembly.